Carassius auratus (goldfish) is the source of this 5695-nucleotide messenger RNA. RefSeq names its product F-actin-monooxygenase MICAL2-like. Bases 391 to 3234 code for a protein of 947 amino acids. Gene Ontology annotation, molecular function: FAD binding; protein binding. NCBI's taxonomy places the organism in Eukaryota, Metazoa, Chordata, Actinopteri, Cypriniformes, Cyprinidae. The record is from RefSeq and is a predicted model, not a curated record. The transcript has 19 exons.
ACCGCGUCACAGGGAUUUCAUACAGAUCAGUGAACACCAGAAUAAACACUUCAUUUAGACAUUAGGCUCUGCCUCCACUAAAAUACACAGAGCCAAUAGAAAAAGAAAGCCUACUUCGUGUGUCUUUUAUAUGUUCCAGCUUUGGAUGAUGGUAUAUUUCGUCUCUUGUGUAAGAGCAGGUAAACACACACGCCUGCAGCUACACUCUUUCACUUCUGACUGACCGACCGUCUGUCACACGGAGCCUCUGUCGCUGAACCUGUGCCUUCAGUCCCGCGAGGACAGACACUGAAAAAUUUCGCAAUGGGUGAGUAGACCGAAGUGUGGGCGUAGCUGUUCAGUGGAGCAAGAUAUCACAAGCAUAGUGUCCACAUUCUCACAAAAUAGACAAUGGGCAAAGCCGAAGAUGAGAAGAACCAGACAGGACGGCUAUUUGAGAACUUUGUUCAGGCCACUGACUGCAAAAGCACCCUGCAGGCCUUCAAUAUCAUGUGCGGUUACCUUGAGCUUGACCCUCUGGAGCACAGCAGCUUCUACAGCGGCCUGAAGAGCACGGUGACCAGCUGGAAAGCCAAAGCCCUUUGGAGUAAGCUGGACAAGAGAGCCAGCCACAAAGAGUACAAGAAUGGCAAAGCCUGUGAGGGCAUUAAGUGCUUGAUAAUUGGAGGAGGCCCCUGCGGCUUGCGGACUGCCAUCGAGUUAGCUUUCCUCGGAGCCAAAGUGGUGGUGAUAGAGAAGAGAGAUACAUUCUCCAGGAACAACGUCUUACAUCUCUGGCCCUACACCAUUCAUGACCUCAGGGCUUUAGGAGCCAAGAAGUUCUAUGGAAAGUUCUGUGCUGGAGCAAUAGACCACAUCAGCAUUCGGCAGCUCCAGCUCAUGCUCCUGAAGAUCGCUCUGCUUCUGGGUGUGGAGUUUCACGUAAAUGUGGAGUUCAUCAAGCUGGUGGAGCCUCCAGAGGACCAGGAGAAUGGAGGGCCGGGCUGGAGGGCAGAGAUACGGCCUGCGGAUCACCCUGUGGCCGACUUCGACUUUGAUGUUGUGGUGGGAGCUGAUGGGAGACGAAACUCUUUAGAAGGAUUCAGGAGAAAGGAAUUUCGUGGCAAACUGGCCAUUGCCAUAACGGCAAACUUUAUCAACAGAAACACCACCGCUGAGGCAAAGGUGGAAGAGAUAAGUGGAGUUGCCUUCAUCUUCAACCAGAAAUUUUUCCAGGAUCUCAAACAGGAAACCGGGAUUGAUUUAGAGAACAUCGUCUACUACAAAGACAACACGCACUACUUCGUCAUGACAGCUAAGAAGCAGAGCCUGCUGGACAAGGGUGUCAUCAUUCAUGAUUAUAUCGACACUGAGGCUCUGCUGGACAGUGAGAAUGUGAACCAAGAAGCUUUGCUGGCAUACGCACGAGAGGCAGCCGACUACUCCACCCACUACCAGCUGCCCACGCUGGACUACGCCAUGAACCACUGCGCGCAGCCUGAUGUGGCCAUGUUCGAUUUCACCAGCAUGCACGCGUCCGAAAGUGCGGCUCUCGCCCGGGAGAGGUUUGGUCACAGUGUGCUGGUGGCACUAGUGGGAGACAGUCUUCUAGAGCCCUUCUGGCCUAUGGGGACCGGCUGUGCCCGCGGUUUCCUGGCGGCCUUUGACACGGCUUGGAUGGUGAAAAGUUGGGCGCAGGGUACAAAUCCACUCGAGGUGCUGGCAGAAAGGGAGAGUCUGUACCGAUUGCUACCUCAGACAACACCUGAAAACAUCGCCAAAAACUUUGAUUCGUACACCAUAGAUCCAGGGACACGCUAUCCCAACCUUAAUUCAAACUGUGUGAGGCCCCACCAGGUCCGCAACAACUAUUUCUGUGGAGAGAUGAAGUCAUGCUCUCUGGAGCGGGCCGCCACGAUACGCCGCCCGGUCAACUUGGCCAGAAGAGAGUCUGAGAUCAGGCCGAGUCGGUUACUGACGUGGUGUCAGAAGCAGACGGAGGGCUACAGGGCUGUGAAUGUGACUGACCUCACUUCCUGCUGGAGCAGUGGUCUGGCUUUCUGUGCUCUCAUACAUCGCUUCAGACCACAGCUCAUCGAUUAUGACUCUCUGAAUGAGCAAGACUGUGCCAGAAACCUUCAGCUGGCAUUUGAUGUGGCAGAGAAGGAGUUUGGCAUUAAGCCUUUCAUCACAGGGAAAGAGCUGGCGGCAGGUCAGGAGCCGGACAAGACCAGCAUGUGCAACUACCUCUCCAAGAUCUACGAGCUCUUCAGGGGAACGCCUCUACCUCCCUCAGAUUCAAAGCCAGAUGGUGAUGCAAAUAAUGAAAAAUGUCCAUCGGGUCCUCCCAGACCUGCUCAGAGUUUACUUCAGCCUCGUAAACGCAUUCCCAAGGUCGGAUACAAUGGGGUACAAAAUGAUAAAAAUGUUGAAGAAAAUGAUGCCGUAUACAAGAGAAGACGGAAAAUUAAUUACUUAGAAGAGACAACCAGAUCCUUCAAUCAGAGCUCUUCUGUAUCUAGUGAGGGGCGGGAACUGAAAGAAAACAAGGUCAAGUUUAUAGCCUCUCAGCUUCUAGCAAAAUUUGAAGACAGCACUGCAAGCUGCUCUAUUCGCAGACAGCCUUCCAUCAAAAGAGAAUUUCAGAGUCUGGGAGAUGUGUGUCAUGCGUGUAAGAAACGUGUGUUUGCAGUGGAGAGGCUCAGCGCGGAGGGUUUCCACUUCCACAGGGAAUGUUUCCGCUGUCAAACCUGCAGAGCUCCGCUGAGCCAGGGAAGACAUUUCUUCGAUCCAGAGGAAGGAAAGUUGUACUGCAAACUCCACUUUGCACAAAGGAAACCCUUAGUAAAGAAUGGAAGUACACAAAUUCUACACAAGACGUGUACUGACGACUCUAACGACGGCUCCAGCUGUAGUCCAGAGAGACGUGAGCAUCGACUCCAGGACGAGUCUCCAGGAAUCCUGUCCUCGCUGAAGAGAAGCCUGCGCCGGCCGCUGCACGUGAGCCAGACUGUGUGUGCUGUGCCUCGCCGUGUGUUUAACUGGCUGCACGGUAAAGUGUGGGCCACAGGAGUCCACCUGCGGGAUAAUGUCGAAGAUUACGCCUUCCUGUACGAACUGCUCAGUGUGAGUCUGCCUCUGCUCGCCGUUCUCCAUGAACAGCUGGUCCAGAUGUACGCAGAGGCCGAGCCGCUCAAUCUCCAGCCUCUGCAGCGCUGGUUAGAAGAGCACAUGCACCACUGGGUCUCAGUGUGAGAGAAGCAUCAUCAGGUCCCUUUAAAAGGGUUAAUAUGUAGAUGAAAAUGGCUGUGGAUAUUUAUUCAGGACUGAAAAAUACACAGAACAACCUUGAGAUCAAAAGUAGCAGAUGUUUAGAUGUUUUCAUGAACAAAGCGAUCUGAACGAGAGAUUCAUUUCCUGCUUUUUCAGAGAGUAGAAGUGAAAUGGCCUGGUUUGGAUUGUUAUUAAGGUUUGAGUAAAAAUAAAAAAAAGUGUCAAACACAGAGUGAACUUUAAGCACUUUAAUGAGUGAGCAGCCUUUAAAUGCACGAUGAAGAGUGACGUUCUGCUUUUAAUUAUUAAUGAACGUUCUUUGUUGAGACUACAAGUUUACAAAACCUGACCGAUCAAGCUGCAAACAUGAAUGUUAAACCAUUCAGGAACCUGUCACAUUCUUCUCGCAGGUUUACGCUUCUUAUGAAAAACAUACAGCAAUGGCUGUUAAAAGGAAUGUUCCGGGUUCAGCAGAAGCUAAUCUGUUGAUAGCAUCUGUGAAAAAUGUUGUCGACUACCACAAAAAAGAACUGCAUUUUGUCCUUCAUAUUGUUAAAACAAACAAGAAUUACAAUGGAAGUCUAUGGAACAAGAGAUUACAGAGGGUUUAAAGCAGAAAUGUGCAUCUGUAGAAAUUCAUCAGAACAAAAGUGUGUUGUUUGAGCUUUAAAAUUGUCAAAAAUGUGACAUUUUGUGUGGUUUUUACAUACUAGUCUAUUUUAACACAAUGUGUUGUCUUGUGGGUGCACUUUCAAAACAGCAUGAUCAUUUUAUAUUUAGUUAAAUCCUGUAUAUUGUCUGGUUAGGGUUAGGCUUCCAUAGGCUUUGUACUGUAAGUACAUUACUGUAAAUGUGAUUUUGUUUUGUGUUACUCUGUAUAUCACAGAUGUGGUCCAGAGAGCUUAAUUAAAGUUUAACUGUAAGCUCUAAGCUGAGAUAAGCUCUGUGCUCUUACACAUGUGGUGUAUAUGUAACUAGGGGUGCAUAUGAGGACAUUUUAGCAGAUAUAAAUAAUUAUUCAUAUUUAUAUUAAGUAAAAAUGUAGGGUGAUAUUACAUAUCAAUCAAUAUUUUUUGAGAUUAAUAAAAAAAAAAAUGCUCAUCUAAAAAAAAAUCCAGAUUUAAAUUUGGUGCAACAACAGCGAAAAAAGAAAUUAAAGAAAAUACAUACACGUAACAUAUUAUAAACCAUUGGAAUAAAUAAAUGAUCCUAUGGUCAUUUGGCCAUAAUUUAUCAAUCAAUUAUAGGCCUAUCAGCUUAUUUUGCAUACUGGAUCGAUACAGAUAACAUGAAAAAGUCACAUUUACUUGCUAACAUGACUCUAGAGAUCAUGCAUCCCUCUAUAACAAAGAGCAAACAUGUAAGCAUAAUAUUUUGUUCUCAGGCUUAUUUGUAUAGUUCUCAUGCAGAGCCACUCAACGGUUCCAAAUGCACAUAAUUUAAUGUCAUCUGUUUACUCCUGUAGUCUCAAUCAUCCGCCAGUUUUGUAUCACUCAGAUUCCUGUCACAUUACAUGCACCAUCAAACUACUAAUGCACCAGUAAAGUAGCUUUGGUUUGAAUGAAAGACUUACGGAGUCGUGGCAGAAACACUAGUUGGCAGUCUUGUAAACCUCCUCUCAUUUGAUUCACUGGACUGUUACUGUGGUUUCUUUUAAUGUCAUUUGCUACCUAUAAUGUACUGUCUGAGGGCUGGGUAAUUCUGUACUUACAGAAUUUACAGAAACACAUUUAAGUGCAAUUAAAAUGCACUUUUUUUCUUCCAGUCGGAACUUACUGAGAAGAAUUAACAAUAACGAAACAUGCUUUUUGUUGACACUGGAAGACGAUUGUUAGAUUUCGAUCUGUUUAUUUGUAUGAAUAGUGAUUGCAGAUUGAUCAUCAAAUGAUAUGAAUGAAAAUAAAGCAUGGAUAAUACAUUUUUUGUGCAUUAUCAGCUCAUUUCGAAUCACUGUUUACAGCCUGCAUUUUAAUACGAUUCACUUCUUAUGUGUGUUUCUCCUUUUUUUAUUCACUUGUAGUCCUUUUCGACCUCUCCACUGUGACUUGCUGUGAGCAAUGUUGAUCCAAAGGUGAUCUUCUGCAAGUGUCUUUAACCUUCAAAGGAAAUGCACGCUGCAUGACACUAACCGUCUGCCUCUGGUUCUUUCAUCUGCACGUCACGUCUGACAUCCUUCUCUUUUCUCCUUUCUCCAAGGCUUAUUAAUUACUUGCUCAUGCAGCCUCUGUCUUUUCUUCAUUUCUUUCUCUUUCAGAGGUGGGUUGCUUUACAUAAACCUACACGCAGGUGCCCGUGUGCCUCUAUGAAAGCAGAUCAUUAGGUCUUUAAGCAGCACCUUUUAUUGGACAUGUUGUAAAACUGUUUGAAGUUUUCCAUUUGAAACAUUUGUUGUUGCCUUAUUUAUGUUAAGCCAUGCUCUUGCAAUAAAAGAAAGAUCAAAGUC